Candidozyma duobushaemuli is the source of this 375-nucleotide messenger RNA. Its product is annotated as sulfiredoxin. Gene Ontology annotation, biological process: cellular response to oxidative stress. The transcript has a single exon. NCBI's taxonomy places the organism in Eukaryota, Fungi, Ascomycota, Pichiomycetes, Serinales, Metschnikowiaceae. Bases 1 to 375 code for a protein of 124 amino acids. The record is from RefSeq and is a predicted model, not a curated record. Gene Ontology annotation, cellular component: cytoplasm. Gene Ontology annotation, molecular function: sulfiredoxin activity.
AUGUCGCUUCAAUCAUCUAACUUAAAAGAAGAAUUCGUCCCAUUGGACCAGAUCAGAAGACCCAUUCCUCCGGUGCUAGAUCACCAAAAAAUCGACGCCAUGGUGUCUACUCUUCAGGGUAAUCCAAUGGCUUCAGCCACCUGCGGUAUAGAAGAUAUCACUGCUGGAGAAUUGCCCCCAAUUGAUGUCUUUUUAGUACGUGAGCAAGGCAAAAACUAUUACUUUGCAUUUGGAGGCUGUCACAGGUUUCAGGCGUACGAUAAAUUGAACAAGGACGGUGAGAAAGUGCCCAUGGUGAAGGCCAGAAUCUUGCCCGCCACUAGAAAAACGCUCAAGGUCUACUUGGGUGGGUCUGUGGAUGAGAUGUUCGACUAA